GCUGAGCAGGAAAGAGCUAGGAGGAGAAGAGCUGCUGUUUUAUUAUUUUACAGGUGGUUUAUCGCAACAGCACCUCUGAGACUGCGCGGAGCGAACAGAAAGUAAAUAACAGAAACAAGCCUGCCUUUUUAAUAUUAUUUUUAAGGUCGGCGCGUGUGAAGAAGAGGUAGAAAACCCAUAUGAGGAUUUGCUGUUGUGACAGUUUUCAGCUGCUCCGGUUUGGAGCAAAUAAGUGCGCGUCGCUCUCACUGUUUCUUGGCUUCGUGUCCACCUGGAGUUGUAUGACUCGAAGAGUUGGUUAGACUCAACCGCCGACAUGAGAGCUCAAAUAGAGGUGAUUCCCUGUAAAAUCUGUGGGGACAAAUCAUCAGGGAUUCACUAUGGUGUCAUCACCUGUGAAGGCUGCAAGGGUUUCUUCCGACGCAGCCAACAGAACAACGCAAUGUACUCCUGCUCACGACAGAGGAACUGUCUAAUUGACCGGACCAAUCGUAACCGCUGUCAGCACUGCAGGUUGCAGAAGUGUCUCGCUCUGGGCAUGAGCCGUGAUGCGGUGAAGUUUGGUCGAAUGUCCAAAAAGCAGCGUGACAGCUUGUAUGCAGAGGUUCAGAAGCACCAGCAGGCCCAGGAGUGUGCAGGCAUUGGUGCCCAUGAGGAGAAUAGUGACAUGGCCGACCUCAGCCGCCCCUACAGAAGAGGCUCCAGCACUGCGCUCAGUGAUCUGGAUGACAUUACCACGUUGCCGGAAGGCCUGCUUUUCGACCUGCCGCUGACCCCAGAGGAUGCAGGUGGAGAGUACUGUAACCUGGACUUACUGGGUGGCAGUGCAGGCAGCAGCUCGUCCUCUCAGAGUUCACCAGAACAGACCAACUUGGACUUUGUAGACGGCAACCACAGCAUCAAGCAUGAGUACCAGCUGUUACAUGACUCUGGACUCUUCUCACAUGCUAUCCUGAACCCACUGCCCGGGGGCUGCUCCCUGCUUGAGAUAGAGCGUAUAACCCAGAGUGUGGUCAAGUCCCAUAUUGAGACGAGCCAGUACAGCACAGAGGAGCUAAAGAGAAUGGCGUGGACCUUGUAUAGCCCAGAGGAGACACGCUCAUACCAGACCAAGUCAGCUGAGGUGAUGUGGCAACAAUGUGCCAUUCACAUCACCAAUGCCAUCCAGUAUGUGGUAGAGUUUGCCAAGCGCAUCUCUGGCUUCAUGGACCUGUGUCAGAACGAUCAGAUUAUCCUCCUCAAAGCAGGCUGCAUGGAUGUUCUUCUGAUCCGUAUGUGUCGGGCUUACAACCCCAUCAACAAUACAUUGCUCUUUGAUGGAAAAUUUGCCACCGCCCAGCUUUUCAAAGCUCUCGGCUGUGAUGACCUUGUGAAUGCAGUGUUUGACUUGGCUAAAAGCCUGAGCCGUAUACAGAUGUCAGAGGAAGAGAUGGCUCUUUUCAGUGCUGCUGUGCUCCUCUCACCAGACCGACCCUGGCUCACAGAUGUCCAAAAGAUACAGAAAUUGCAGGACAAAGUCUAUGUGGCUCUGCAGCGCUGUCUACAAAAAGAGGGAGCGUCGGAAGACAAACUAGCUAAGAUGGUGUCGAAGCUUCCUAUAAUGAAGUCCAUUUGCAACCUUCACAUCGACAAACUGGAGUUUUUCCGUCUGGUUCACCCUGAAACAGCAUAUACCUUUCCUCCUCUGUAUAGGGAGGUUUUUGGGAGUGAAAUCACCUUCCCAGAUUCCACGGAGGGCUAGCACCACUUAGCUAAAUAGCUUGAUUCAAAUAGAAACACUGAGGUUUAGGGAGGGGGGAGAUAAAAAAAAUGUGGCAACCAGCUGAGGCAAAAUCAACCAGCAGCUCAAUGACAAUCCUGCACGCUACACUUUAGGACACACUCCUCUCACCUCUGAACUCCCAACCUUGUGGAGUAGCUUACACUGCCCUGCAAGGCGGUCCUUUCAGCUUCAACAUAACACCACAGGAACUCCUGCUGGGUGCUCAGUGCAUGUUACCUCUUUUUUAGGGAGUUAAAGAAAAGAUUAAAUAGAAGCCUACAUAAAAAAAUAUUUUUCUAUGAGGAGACCUUAAACCUCUUAUCAAGCUGAAUUCCUUUAUAAUAUAAAUUUGACUUUUAUCGUUCUCACAGUUCCUGUAAGCUAUUUUUGAAUGUACCCCCUUUUCCCUUUACCGUUCAGCACAGCCCUAGGCUUGAUGUAGAAUGUACAUACUUAAAAUCCUCACCCACUUUGUGGAGGUUUGCAGUAACGAUGCCUGUUUCAGUUGUCAGUCUAGUAACGGUUUAUUGUUCAACAUUUUUGGUAGUGCCCAUAUUUUGCAGUUUUGUAACAUAUGAACAAACUGUUUAAAGGGACCAUGAUCAAACUCACAAGCAGACAGGGUUUUUAAACUGUGUGAAUCAUGGGCAAACAUUCAGUGUCUGCUGCCAUGCACCUACAAACGCUUGCACACAGAGCACAAAACAUAGCACUUAUGCUGAUCUUUGUAGGUAUUUUUACGAGCACACCCUCAGACACUGAUGUGAGCUCUUUAUUUUUUUUUAAUGCAAUCAAUGACCUCAGUCCUAAUACCUUUUCCCUUUGCAAAUGCCACUUAGAGUGAGAGUGAGAGAAUCACAGAGGUGUUGUGAAAGUAUUUUCAGAUGUUCCUUUUUUUACAUAUAUAUAUAUAUAAACAUAGAUAUAUAUAUAUAUAUAUAUAUAUAGUAAUACCUAUAUUAUCAUGUAACAUAAGAGCAGUUGUGAAUUCAUACAGAGUGAAGAGGAGGAGGGUAAUGUUGUUUUUGUGCUUGGGUCUCUCAAACAGAUACUGCCUGCCCAUACUUUGUGGUUCUGGGAUGAAAAGAUUGUUGUCAUUGAAAAGAAAAUCUACUGGAUAAUUAGCACUUAUGAGUCCUUGUUAGAAUCCAAAAUGAACUCUUGGCACAAUAUUUUACGGGUUCGCACUCAGACUGCCAUCUGUGAAACUUAAUGUUAAGCCAGUCAGAAAUGCUAGAUACACCCUCCUACUGUAAACAAGUUGUAUGAACAAGGUGCUGGGCAGCCGACCACUGUGGGGUUAUGUGCUCUGAUGGAGGAGCAUCUGGACUGUCACACCACAGCCUCCUCCAAAGAAGAGUGUCUUCGGGCAUCCUGAAAAAAAAGUGUUUGACGUUGAAAUGUGACAGUUAACUACAUCAACACCCACAUGGUUGAAUAAGGGGCAAAAAAUACAGAGUGGACAGGUGGGUGAUGGUGUUAUUUAAGCUCCUUAGACAUCAGUUAGAGGGAUUCACCGUCAGUCUCAGCUCUCACUGCUUUGGGGUCAGGCAGAUUGUGCUGUCACAGACAGCCAAGAUGUUAUGAUUGGAGAAUUAAAUUCUCUGUUCCUUAUUUCCUACUCCCUUACUACCUCACCCUCUUCAAACACUACAUGGCACAGAAAAGGGUUGACAGAGCCAUCAGCUACCCCCCUGAGUUAGUAUUUCUGCGUUUAUACUAAGAAGCUUCUUUAAAAAUAUUACAAUUAGUGGUGAAAUUUGAAGGCCAGUGAUGACCAAACUAUCCUUAAAAUAAUGCAUAAUUUUGCUCUUAACUGGACAGAAGACAAAAGCAAACUGAAAUGCUGGAUCUACUUAUACUAAGGACACCCUCUCUGACUGUUUCUGUCAUGAGAGCAGUUCAAGCCUUAAGGCACAGGAAGCCCUACAUAGAUACAGAUCUAUCUGAAGUAAAGUCUCUGGAGGUACAUGAGGGUGUGGUCAGAUUAAACCUUUAUCUUCAAAGUAGGGCAACAUAUUGUGUUUCUGUAAAACUACAUUGUCUUAUCAGUAUACUGAAGAAGCUAUGAUAAAAGGAUAGUUUUAAUCUAAGAAGUCACUGGUGUUAAUUUCUUUCUAAAGCAUUUUAAGACAAUCACAUGACCGAUGCUGGAUAUCUAGCUUUAUUUAAUAUUUCAGCCAGGUUUGCUUUGCACUGCUGGGACAGUGCUUUUCCCCAUACAUCAAGUUAUAAGUACAGUAUGAAGGGGUAUUACCCUUUUUACUGUGUACAUAAGACAGUGGCAUAGUGGGAUUGUGCAAUAAUGUCUUUCCCAUUGUUCUCAAUGUGUUGGACUUUUGCUGCCAUGUAUUACAGUUAAUAUUUUCAUAAGCACUCCAGCAUAGUCAACCUCGCAGCACAGCAAAAUAAUGUUAUUUAGAAUAUAACGUACCAAAUACACAGCCAACUACGCCACAGGUCAGCUACCAGCUGACAUGGCCAGAUGACACUUACAGAUUGUAACAAAGUGCAAUACUUUGUGUGUUAAAGUCAGAGAAUGUUAGACAUGCUGAUUUCGAGAGAUUCAGUGUACUUUAUAGUUUUUGCAGGCCUGGAAUCUGUCCGGGGAGCAGUCCUGGAGAUCUGCACUUACAUUUCCGUUUAGAGUUACUCAGGGAGAUAGCUGGGCUCUCUGUCCUACAGUGUCUGCAGUUAGUCUAGCUAGCAAGACACCUUGCACCAACAUAGAAGACCUUAAAACCUUGAUCACUGUGUACAGUACAUGUUCUAGUGAAUGUUUGAUUACAGAAGUAUCAAAGAUUUUACCCCUGUCUAAUAUCAUUAUUGCAAGACUUUUUCAAGUUUGAGUACUAGAUAAAAUAGGAUAUUAAAAAAAUAUAUAUAGUAAAAUAAAUAUAAAAGAUGGAUUAUAAUCUCUGAAUCUUGUGUUGGUUUUGUUGUGAUCUUUUUGUUUCUUAAUUUUUAUCCUUAUAUGUACUGUUUGGGUUUUUUUUCUUAUCAGUUUAGUGUCCUUUUUGUCUUGGAGAGAUGUAAUUCUAUUUUUUUUAAAAGAGCAUUUUUAAAGAUGUCUCCCUAAAAGUUUCUCUUUUGUCAUGAUCCUUCUGUUUAUGAUAUUUUCACUCUAUUUUAAGAUUAUUAUUAUUAAAUCAAUAUAGAUUUUAAUAAGAAAUAAUUUAUGAUAUGUCAUGGAUAUAAAGCCCAAGAGGUUUUAACACAGUAAAGUGUUAUUGCACAAUGGUGAUACAAUAUGUGGAUUUAAGAAUGUAAUAAAAGUC
Messenger RNA from Seriola dumerili (greater amberjack), 5040 nucleotides. It is a transcript of the gene rorca, whose product is annotated as nuclear receptor ROR-beta-like. Gene Ontology annotation, biological process: regulation of transcription by RNA polymerase II. Gene Ontology annotation, cellular component: nucleus. Gene Ontology annotation, molecular function: RNA polymerase II cis-regulatory region sequence-specific DNA binding; nuclear receptor activity; zinc ion binding. The transcript has 10 exons. The record is from RefSeq and is a predicted model, not a curated record. Bases 317 to 1741 code for a protein of 474 amino acids. Lineage: Eukaryota; Metazoa; Chordata; Actinopteri; Carangiformes; Carangidae.